Messenger RNA from Camelina sativa (false flax), 3303 nucleotides. The record is from RefSeq and is a predicted model, not a curated record. Lineage: Eukaryota; Viridiplantae; Streptophyta; Magnoliopsida; Brassicales; Brassicaceae.
ACCUGAGGACUCUUUGAUAUCUCUCUCUCUCUCUCUUCUCUUCUUCCUUCUUCCUCUUCCUCUUCCUCUUCACAUCACUGUGUGCGUCUCUCUCUCUCUCUCCUCUCUCCUUCUCUCUCUCUCUCUAUUCUAUCUUUUCAAAUAUCUUCCCCUAUCCUAAUUUUUGAACUCGCCUCUUCUUCCCAAAAAGAGUUUAUCAUACCAAAUCUCCCGUCUCUGCGAUUUCGGAGUCUGUAGAAUUUUGAAAAUUCUUUGUUCGAAAUCAAUCAAAUGGUGGAUCGAUUUAGUGGGAUUGCUUUGCCUCAUUAGCAAUGACUUCUGCUUCUUCCAUGUCCGUGUCUGUGGAAUGUGUGAACAUAUGUAAUCUAACCAAAGGAGAAGGGAAUGCAAGAAGCGAUUGCAAUGCUCUCUCCUGUGCUUGGAAAGCUCCAAGGGCGUUAACUGGGUUUCUAGCUAGCACUGCUCAUCCACCUGUUUCUUCUUUGUAUUCAUGCGGCAGAAAUGGAAGAACGACCAGAAUGAAAUCAUCUUGCGCCUGGCAGAGGUAUGAAUAUGAAGUAGGCUUUUCUGAGGCUCCAUACUUUGUAAAUGUGAGAAAUAUCUUGAAGUCCAGAUUAUCUUGUGGAAGUCAUAAAAGAUGGGAACUUUAUUGCGUAUCAGCUGAAUCUUCUGGUGCAUCCGAUGAUGUUACCGUUGAAACAUUGUGGGAGGACCUUUUCCCAUCAAUAUCUUACUUACCCUGUAAAGAAUUAGAAUUUGUUCGAAAGGGCCUUAAGUUAGCGUUUGAGGCACAUCAUGGUCAAAAGAGACGUAGUGGGGAACCAUUCAUUAUACAUCCAGUCGCAGUUGCUUGUAUCCUUGGGGAACUUGAACUGGAUUGGGAGUCUAUUGUUGCUGGAUUACUCCAUGAUACAGUUGAAGAUACAAAUUUCAUUACUUUUGAAAAGAUAGAAGAAGAGUUUGGUGCAACUGUGCGUCACAUUGUAGAAGGGGAGACCAAGGUGUCAAAACUGGGAAAGUUAAAGUGUAAAACAGAUAGUGAAUCAAUACAAGAUGUAAAAGCUGAUGAUUUGCGGCAGAUGUUUUUGGCAAUGACGGACGAGGUCCGCGUCAUUAUCGUCAAGCUAGCUGACCGGUUGCAUAAUAUGCGAACUCUCUGCCACAUGCCUCCGCAUAAGCAGUCCAGCAUUGCAGGGGAGACUUUGCAGGUCUUUGCACCUCUAGCGAAAUUGCUUGGAAUGUAUUCCAUAAAGUCUGAAUUGGAAAAUCUAUCUUUCAUGUACGUUAGUGCUGAGGAUUAUGAUAGAGUCACAAGCAGGAUCGCUAACCUCUAUAAAGAGCAUGAAAAAGAACUCACUGAGGCAAACAGAAUUUUGGUGAAAAAGAUUGAAGAUGAUCAGUUUCUGGACCUUGUGACUGUGAAUACUGAUGUUCGAUCUGUUUGCAAGGAAACUUACAGCAUAUAUAAAGCUGCGCUUAAAUCGAAAGGAUCAAUCAAUGAUUAUAACCAGAUUGCUCAGUUACGGAUUGUUGUAAAGCCAAAACCUUCUGUGGGGGUCGGGCCUUUGUGCAGUCCACAACAGAUAUGCUAUCACGUUCUUGGGCUAGUCCAUGAGAUCUGGAAACCUAUUCCCCGAACUGUAAAAGAUUACAUUGCAACCCCANGAAGGUCAAUGAGAAUAUUAGGUUCAGGCCGAUUUAAUUGGGUAAGUCUACAUUUUUCUCUGCAGAUCAGAACUGAGGAGAUGGACUUGAUUGCUGAAAGGGGCAUUGCUGUUUACUAUAAUGGCAAGGCUCUUUCUGCUGGAUUAGUUGGAAAUGCGAUUCCUUUAGGUAGAAAUUCAAGGGGGAAGACGGGUUGCCUCAACAAUGCAGAUUUUGCACUCAGGGUUGGGUGGCUCAAUGCAAUAAGGGAAUGGCAAGAGGAGUUUGUGGGUAACAUGAGCUCUAGAGAAUUUGUGGAUACCAUUACGAGGGAUCUUUUAGGUAGUCGUGUGUUUGUAUUCACACCUAAAGGAGAGAUAAAGAACCUCCCGAAAGGGGCCACCGUUGUUGACUACGCUUAUCUGAUUCACACGGAAAUUGGAAACAAGAUGGUAGCAGCGAAGGUCAAUGGUAAUCUUGUUUCUCCAACGCACGUUCUUGAGAAUGCUGAGGUCGUGGAGAUUGUCACCUACAACGCCCUCUCAAGUAAAUCUGCUUUCCAGAGACAUAAACAGUGGUUGCAACAUGCCAAAACAAGGAGUGCUAGACACAAGAUUAUGAGGUUCCUAAGGGAACAAGCUGCACAAUGUGCUGCCGAAAUUACGCAAGAUCAAGUCAAUGACUUUGUGGCAGACUCUGAUAGUGAUGUGGAAGAUCUCACAGAAGAUUCAAGCAAGAGCCUACAAUGGUGGGAGAAAAUCCUCGUCAAUGUUAAGCAAUUCCAGUCACAAGACAAAAGCAAAGAUACAUCACAAGAAAAAGGUAGAGAUACAACACCCACGUCUCAAAAUGGAAGCGUUUGGGUCCCAAAGGUGAAUGGAAAACACAACAAAGCAAUAAAAAAGUCGAGUUUGGAUGAGCCAGAGUUCCUCCUACCAGGAGAUGGAAUUGCCAAGAUUUUUCCUGCUAACAUCCCUGCUUAUAAAGAAGUGUUGCCUGGCUUAGACAGUUGGCGAGACAGUAAAAUUGCCUCAUGGCAUCAUCUCGAAGGUCACUCCAUCGAAUGGUUAUGUGUAGUGUCCAUGGAUCGCAAAGGCAUAAUCGCAGAGGUUACAACAGUCCUUGCAGCUGAAGGCAUCGCAGUAUGUUCUUGUGUGGCCGAGAUUGACAGAGGAAGAGGAUUAGCGGUAAUGUUGCUUCAAAUAGAAGCAAACGUUGAAAGUUUGGUUAGUGUUUGCGCUAAGGUGGAUCUAAUCUUGGGUGUGUUGGGAUGGUCGAGUGGUUGUAGCUGGCCAAAAUCAACAGAUAAUGCUCAAGUUCUUGAGUGUUAAAGCCAAAGGACUCACACGUUCUUGGCCGUGAAGUUUUGUCAUGUUCACUGGAAAAAUAAGCAAACUGAAGAAGAGAGAGUCUGGUUGCUCCAAGUAGAGGUAGAGAGCCCUUAUAAUAUUCUUGAAAAUAUAUAUCAUUUUGUUUCGAAAAAAAAAACAAGAAAAAAGAGAGUCAAAUUCUUUUAGAUGUGUUAUGUUCAAUAAAUCAAGGUCAUUGUAUAUAAAGACCAAAAGAGUGAGAUGAACAUACGAUGUAAUAUGUAGAUACUCCUGUAAAACCUAUACUUGCACAUAGAAGAAGAUAAAAAAACGGAUGCAUUUCCCAUAA